Medioppia subpectinata is the source of this 1356-nucleotide messenger RNA. The record is from the annotation of a GenBank genome assembly. NCBI's taxonomy places the organism in Eukaryota, Metazoa, Arthropoda, Arachnida, Sarcoptiformes, Oppiidae.
GCUUGUGUCGCCGACAGCGCGAAGAAUAAGCAAAAAAGCGGUUCCGUUUGCGAUCCAAAAUCAGUCAAUAAUAAGCCGCUCAACAAAGAGGCGCUCAAACCAGUGAUUAAAGAGGCGCUCAAACCAGUAAUCAAAGAGUCGCCGCUCAAAAGCGCACCGCCGAUGACUGCAAAGCCUGCGCUUAACGCCAGGAAAUCGGUCGAAUUUGUGGACGUUGUGGACACCGACUCUAUGGACUCAAUUGAAUCAAUUCCCAACUCUAUUGAAGACUCUUAUGGAGAGCCAACAGAGAUCUCUGGACUCAACAACGAGACCACCGCUGAAGACAAGACAACAGAGAUGGCGUCCGCUGUUCUCGAGGGUCUCGAGUCCAACAACGACCGCCUGUCCAUCGAUUUCCUCGAUUCUUCAUUUGGAUCCCACACCGAUGGCAACCAAUCGCUUCCAACGGCCAGAAACGCGUCACAAGAGAAGGAGAAGGCGUUCAAGAAAGUGAUGGAUUGGAAGUCGUGUCAAACGAGUCAACACAUUGUGGACACAGGAAUGCAAACUCAAAAUUCACCCAAAAAGGUGUUGAAAUCAGUUUCCAUUCAAGUUGUGGCCAAACUCUGCAAUCAGAGUAUACAGACUGACCCUCUGUUGGACAUCAAUACUGAUAAUGCGGCCAAAGAGACCACCAAUUGUUGCGAAUCUAAUAAUUGCUGUUUCCAUAAGUCUAUUGAGAAUAUUCCGUGUCAUUCACUUCAGAUGUUUCUCAAACAAUUGGUUGAGUUUAAGGCCAAUCAAUUGGUAACUAAUGACAACCAAUUGGCCAUCAAUUCCGAUGAAGUGAAGGCCACGAGUGAGCCGUCAGUCAGCGCUAAACCUAUCAAUGAAAUUGAAAAUAGAGAAGAAGCGGUUUUAGUGCCUGUGAUUGACAAGUUGUCCACUCAAGACAUCCAUUGGGCGGUGAAGUCGUAUUCAUCAAAGAGAUCGUCCUUUGAGUCCAUCACAAGAAGUAAAAAACCCAAAACAGAGCUUAAAUCGGAUUCAAAUGUAGAAGAAGUGGUCGAAUUGAUUGAAACAGACAAAGAGAGGGUUCCCGAACUGAUGGCGCCAAAGGUUGCGGAGGAAUCGGUGCAAGAAGUGGCAGACGAUAGCGUCUUUAUAUUUGAAGACCCGCCAGAAGUGGUGGAACCGAAACAAAAGCCAAAACGAAAAGUUGUCACUAAAAAGACGGCUAAAAGUAAGGCUUUAGUGGUAGAAGAAGAAGAAGACGAAGAGCCAAAACCGGUGGCAAAGAAUGUCAGAAAACGUCAAAUCAUUUCUACUGAAUCGGAAGAGACGCCAAAAGCGGAUACUAAGAGAACUAAAUCA